AUGGCUCCUGGAGGGAACCAGAGCAGUGGUGUAACAGAGUUCAUCCUGGCAGGUUUCCCAAAUCUCAACAGCACAAAAGCAGAACUGUUUUCUGUCUUCCUUCUUGUCUAUCUGCUGACUCUAACAGGCAAUGUGUUGAUUGUCAGGGUGGUGGGAGCUGAUAUUCGCUUGCAGACUCCCAUGUACUUCUUUCUGGGUAACUUGUCCUGCCUAGAGAUCCUGCUCACUGUCAUCAUUCCCAAGAUGCUGAGCAAUUUUCUCUCGAGGGAACACACUCUUUCCUUUGCUGCAUGUAUUACCCAAUUCUAUCUCUACUUCUUUCUUGGGGCCUCUGAGUUCCUGCUGUUGGCUGUCAUGUCUGUGGAUUGCUACCUGGCCAUCUGUCACCCUCUACACUAUACUUUGCUCAUGAAUGGGGCUGUGCGCUUUUGGCCGGCCUUGGCCUGCUGGAUCGGGGGACUCCUCCCUGUGCUUGGCCCUACAGUGGCUGUGGCCUUGCUUCCUUUCUGUGAACAGGAUGCUGAAGUGUAGCACUUCUUCUGUGACAGUGGCCCACUGCUCCACCUGGCAUGCACCAAAACCAAGGAACUGGAUGAAACUGACUUUGUCCUGGCUUCUCUUGUCAUCAUAGCCUCACUGAUGAUUACUGCCCUGUCCUAUGGCCACAUAGUCCUGGCUGUCCUGUGCUUCCGCUCUGCUUCAGGCCAUCAGAAGGCAUUCUCUGACUGUACUUCCCACCUGAUGGUGGUGACCCUCUUCUAUGGAAGUGCCAUUUUUCUCUAUGUACGGCCAUCACAGAGUGGCUCUGUGGAUACAAACUGGGCAGUGACAAUGGUAACAACAUUUGUGACACUGCUGCUGAACCCAUUCAUCUAUGCUUUACGCAAUGAGCGAGUCAAGGAAGCUUUGAAGGACAUAUUUAGGAAGGCAGUGGCAGGAUUUCGGGGGGAUCUUUUACUUGCUAUGAGUUUCAAUAAGAAAACAGUGAGGUGGAAGUGA
This is a messenger RNA of Physeter macrocephalus (sperm whale), 999 nucleotides long. It is a transcript of the gene OR6S1, whose product is annotated as olfactory receptor family 6 subfamily S member 1. NCBI's taxonomy places the organism in Eukaryota, Metazoa, Chordata, Mammalia, Artiodactyla, Physeteridae. Gene Ontology annotation, molecular function: G protein-coupled receptor activity; olfactory receptor activity. The record is from RefSeq and is a predicted model, not a curated record. Gene Ontology annotation, biological process: G protein-coupled receptor signaling pathway. Gene Ontology annotation, cellular component: membrane.